Acanthisitta chloris (rifleman) is the source of this 1881-nucleotide messenger RNA. It is a transcript of the gene SLC6A7, whose product is annotated as solute carrier family 6 (neurotransmitter transporter), member 7. The annotation marks the transcript as partial. Gene Ontology annotation, molecular function: L-proline transmembrane transporter activity. The record is from RefSeq and is a predicted model, not a curated record. Lineage: Eukaryota; Metazoa; Chordata; Aves; Passeriformes; Acanthisittidae. Gene Ontology annotation, cellular component: membrane. Gene Ontology annotation, biological process: sodium ion transmembrane transport. The transcript has 13 exons.
CCGGUGACACCAGAUCUCCUGGUGAGCCCCAGCAUCCAGGAUGGGGACCUGGCCUCUGAGUGCCCAGAAGACAGAGGGAACUGGACAGGACGGCUGGAUUUCCUUCUCUCCUGCAUCGGAUACUGUGUGGGCCUUGGAAAUGUUUGGAGGUUCCCCUACAGGGCUUACACCAAUGGAGGAGGAGCUUUCUUGGUUCCUUACUUCAUCAUGCUGGCCAUCUGUGGGAUCCCCAUCUUCUUCAUGGAGCUGUCACUUGGCCAGUUCUCCAGCCUGGGGCCACUUGCUGUCUGGAAGAUAAGCCCUCUCUUUAAAGGCGUUGGCAUGGGCACGAUCCUCAUCGUCUCCUUGGUGGCCAUUUACUACAAUAUGAUCAUUGCUUAUGUUCUCUUCUACCUCUUUGCGUCCCUCACAAGCGACUUGCCCUGGCAGCACUGCGGCAACUGGUGGAACACUGACCUGUGUCUGGACCACCAUAUCAUCAAGGCAGGGAACACCACGUUCCCCGUCAACAUCACCAACACCGUCAGCCCCAGCGAGGAGUACUGGAGCCGGUACGUCCUGCACAUCCAAGGGAGCUCAGGGAUUGGGGAUCCUGGGACAAUCCGCUGGAACUUGUGUCUGUGCCUGCUCCUUUCUUGGACUAUUGUCUACCUGUGCAUCCUAAAGGGAGUCAAAUCCUCUGGCAAGGUCGUGUACUUCACUGCCACCUUCCCAUACCUCAUCCUGGUGAUGCUGCUCAUUCGUGGUGUGACCCUGGAAGGGGCCUGGAAGGGGAUCCAGUUUUAUCUCACGCCCCAGUUUGAAUACUUGCUGUCUUCCAAGGUGUGGAUUGAGGCAGCCCUGCAGAUUUUCUACUCCCUUGGGGUGGGCUUCGGGGGCCUCCUCACCUUUGCCUCGUACAACACCUUCCAUCAGAAUAUUUACAGGGACACCUUCAUAGUCACCCUGGGCAAUGCCAUCACCAGCAUCCUGGCAGGGUUUGCCAUCUUCUCUGUUUUGGGAUACAUGUCCCAGGAGCUUGGGGUCCCUGUUAACCAGGUGGCAAAAGCAGGCCCUGGCUUGGCUUUUGUGGUGUACCCCCAGGCCAUGACAAUGCUCCCCCUUUCUCCAUUCUGGUCAUUCCUGUUCUUCUUCAUGCUGUUAACCUUGGGCCUGGACAGCCAGUUUGCAUUUAUGGAGACCAUUGUUACAGCAGUAACAGAUGAAUUUCCCUACUACCUGCGGCCAAAGAAAGCUUUGUUCUCAGCUGUCAUCUGCAUCAUCCUCUUCCUGAUGGGGCUCAUCCUCACAACUGAGGGUGGGAUGUACUGGCUGGUCCUACUGGAUGACUACAGUGCUGGCUUUGGUCUCAUGGUGGUAGUCAUCACUACCUGCCUCGUGGUGACACGUGUCUAUGGCAUGAAGAGGUUCUGCCGAGAUAUCCACAUGAUGCUGGGCUUCAAACCAGGGCCCUACUUCAGAGCCUGCUGGACAGUUCUAUCCCCAGCAACAAUGAUGGCUCUGUUGGUGUAUAACAUUGUCAAGUACCAGCCCUCCGAGUACGGCAGCUACCGCUUCCCCACCUGGGCCGAGGUCUUGGGCAUCCUCAUGGGAGUCCUAUCCUGCCUGAUGAUUCCCAUGGGCAUGGUGGUGGCUGUGCUCCAAGAAGAAGGGACGCUGUGGGAGCGAGUCCAGCAAGCCAGCCGGCCCACCAUGGACUGGGGCCCGUCGCUGGAGGAGAACAGGACUGGCAUGUACGUGGCAAGCCUGCCUGGCAGCCAGUCCCCCAAGCCACUGAUGGUCCACAUGCGGAAAUACGGAGGCAUCACCAGCUUUGAGAACACGGCCAUUGAGGUGGACCGGGAGAUGGAGGAGGAAGAUGAGGAGGAGUCCAUGAUGUGA